This is a messenger RNA of Lasiodiplodia theobromae, 825 nucleotides long. RefSeq names its product Mynd domain-containing protein. The transcript has 2 exons. NCBI's taxonomy places the organism in Eukaryota, Fungi, Ascomycota, Dothideomycetes, Botryosphaeriales, Botryosphaeriaceae. The record is from RefSeq and is a predicted model, not a curated record. Bases 1 to 825 code for a protein of 274 amino acids.
AUGAACAACGGCACCGACCCCGUCCCCAUGGACAUCGACAACGCCCCCGAGCCCUCAACCCGCGCCUGCCACAAGUGCCACAUCGCGGAAGCCGCCCUCUCACGCCCGCUCUCCCACUGCUCAAAGUGCAAGACCACCCUCUACUGCUCCCGCGCCUGCCAGCGCGCCGACUGGAAAGCCCACAAGAAAGUCUGCCGCGACGAGACCAACUCCAGCAACGGCGACAAUGCGAACACCAACAACGGCGUCGACGUCGCUCGCGACACCUCCGCUGCCGCGGUCGAUCCCUCCCUCCUCGACCCCGAAACCCUGCCCUCGACCUUCCUGAAGGCCUACCUCCUCCGCCUGUACGACGAGCACCGCUUCUUCGACGACGACCGCGACCGCCGCAACCGCCCGCCCGUCGACACGCUGCUCUCCAGCCAUGGCAACCCCCUCCGCGACUACCGCCGCUUUCUCGACCGCGCCGAGGCCGCUGCCGGAGCUGGAGCCUUGGCACUGCCGUGGUGGUACUGGGUUCCCGCCGGUGGUGGCAAGAGCGGCGGCAAGAGCGGUAGCAGCAAGGGCAGCAGUGGCGGCGGCGGCGGCGGCGGCGGCAGUGAUGGUGGCAUUAGCGCCGUGAGGCAGGCGUGUGAGGACUUGGCCAAGCACGGCGGAAGGGACGUCGAAAAUUCGACGGUCGUGGCUAGCUUGUUCGAUAGCAAGUCGGACAUCACGUCGGGGGAUGUCGUGUUGGAAGAAGAAGAGACGCUGAAGACGUUGAGGGAACUGGCGGCCAAGAUCUGCGGGACGACGGUUGUGAACAGCGAUGAAGAGUGUGAGUAG